Molecule: messenger RNA, 602 nt
Organism: Actinia tenebrosa (Australian red waratah sea anemone)
Lineage: Eukaryota; Metazoa; Cnidaria; Anthozoa; Actiniaria; Actiniidae
Source: RefSeq, a predicted model, not a curated record
UCUACUUGCAGUUGGCUUUUCAGUGCUUGCUGGGUUAGUGGAUCAUCAAAUUUGCAAGGAACACAGUCAAAAUGAAUGCAGCUAUUGGAGUGAGCCUUUUGCUGUUGGUGGUAGUCACUAAUGGUAAAGUUUUACAAUUCCGUCGUGGCGAAAGGAACCCACAAUGCAAUAUUGUUCCAAUAUUUCGCGAAAAGUGCGGAGAAGACGGCAUAAGCAAAGAAGGUUGUACAGCAUUGGAUUGCUGCUACGGAUUUGCUUCCCUUCCUAGAAUACCCAGAUGUUUUAACAAGAAAGCAGGAGUACCAGUCGGUCCUCCUGGUGGCUCUACUGGGCCUAAGCCGCCAAAGAUGCAAUGUAAUGUCAUCCCUCCUCUUCGAGCAAGAUGUGCAGAUGACAACAUAUCUAAAGAGGAUUGCCUGAAAAAGGAUUGUUGUUACGGAUUCGAUACUCUGCCUAGAAUCCCCAGGUGCUAUCAGCAAGGAUAAGAUAAAUGACGAGUCGGGAAACACCAAAACACAAGGAUGGGUUACAUACUUACAGAUGUAAAACUGAUCUUAACAUCCUAAAAUGGGUAAAUUAAAAUGCUAAGGACGAUGAACAAA